Molecule: messenger RNA, 3889 nt
Organism: Nelumbo nucifera (sacred lotus)
Lineage: Eukaryota; Viridiplantae; Streptophyta; Magnoliopsida; Proteales; Nelumbonaceae
Product: cuscuta receptor 1-like
Molecular function (GO): protein binding
Source: RefSeq, a predicted model, not a curated record
ACUCAUCAUUUUGAGCAUAGAAGAGGCCACAAGGAGUAGGAACAGAGGGAGCUACUUGAAUACACUACCAUUAAUUCAAAGUGUCUACAACAAGUCAAUGAAUUCGCGAUCGGCCUUGGGAAUUUUAUGGGUGUGGAUGAUUUUGGUUGUUGGGUUCAAUCAUGAAACAUUAGGGUGCGUAGAGGAGGAAAGAAAGGGUCUCUUAGAAUUCAAGGCUUACGUCCAACCUUACUUGAAUAAUCCCACUCUUCUCCAAUCUUGGGUUGACGAUGAUAGCAGGAGCCAUGAAUGUUGUGCCUGGGAACGAGUUGAGUGUAAUUCCACCACCAAUCGAGUCAUCCAACUCUCCCUCAACAAUAUGAUAGAUGUAUAUUUUAAUUUAAAUGUGAGCUUGUUUCUUCCUUUUCAUGAGCUUCAAAAUCUCAGUUUAUCAGGGAACUCCAUUAUGAGUUUUGUGGAGAAUCAAGGCUUGGAACUGUUGGGUAGACUGAAGAAGCUGGAGGUCCUGGAUUUGAGUUCGAAUUUCUUCAACAACAGCAUCUUUCCAUCUUUGGGUGCCCUCAAAUCCCUCAAGAAUCUGUUUCUUUGUGAAAAUGCUUUCUCAAAUCCCUUUUCCUUUGAAGGGUUGGAACCGUGGGGUAGAAUGGAGAAGCUGGAGGUGUUGGAUUUGUGUAGGAAUGGGUUGGACAACAGCAUCUUGCCGUAUUUGGGUGCCCUCAAAUCCCUCAAGAUUUUAUCUCUUAAUGAAAAUGCUUUCACAAACCCCUUUCCUGAAGAAUUAGCGGGUCUGGAGAACUUGCAAAUGUUGGAUUUGAGUUGGAAUAAAUUAGAAGGUUUGAAAACGUUGGCUAGAUUAGAAAAGCUGGAGGUCCUUGACUUUGGUAACAAUGCCUUGGACAACAGCAUCCUGCCGUCGCUGGGUUCCCUCAAAUCCCUCAAGAAACUGUCUCUUCGUCAAAACUCUUUCACAAACCCCUUUCCUUACGAAGAAUUAUCGGGUUUGGAGAACUUGCAAAUAUUGGAUUUGAGUUGGAAUGGGUUAAGCAGCACUCUGGGACUUCAAGAUCAAGGCUUUAAACACUUAGAUAGGUUGAAAAACCUGGAGGUCCUCGACUUCAGCCAUAACUCUUUCGGCCGAAGUAUUAUUCCCAAUUUGGGAGCCCUCAAAUCUCAAUCCCUCAAGUCUCUGGAUCUCUCUGGCAAUAAUAUAGAAGGGACCUUUACUGGCCAAGAAUUUGCGAAUCUAUACAACUUGCAAAUGUUGUAUUUGAGUGAAAAUGGAUUUAAUGGAACUCCACAAAUCAUCCCAGGUAUUAAAAGGUUGAGAAAGCUGGAGGUCCUUGACAUAUCAAAUAACAAAUUCAGCACAACAAUUCUUCAGUAUAUUGGUCUUCUUUUACCCAAUAUUAAAACAUUGUAUCUCGGUGGAAAUGAUCUGAGUGGACCAAUUACUGAUCAAGAUUUGAGCACUUUGAGUGAGUUGGAGUUAUUAGACUUGUCUGAUACUACACUCAGCUAUGACUUUCUCCAGAAUAUAGGGGAAAUGGUUUCUCUUAAGUUCUUACGGAUGGGUAAUAUUAAAGGACUCAAUGGCACUCAACUAUCAUUUAAAGGGCUAUGCAAACUGAAUAAACUAGAGGAGCUAAAUUUCAACUCUAAUAAUGGCUUUAUGAGUCAUCUGGAUUCAUGUUUAGGAAAUUUGACAAGACUUCGGCUCUUGGAUCUAUCUUACAAUCAGUUUGAAGGAAACAUUGAUCCGUGUAUCAUUAAUGGUCUCACCUCACUUGAGUACUUCGAUCUUUCAAACAAUCACUUCCAAGGUCCAUUUUCAUUUAAUUCGUUGGCUAACCUUUCCAACCUUGAGGUAUUCCAACUUCAGAAUAACCAGCUUCAAGUGGAACCCGACCUCCCAGCUCUGAUACCAAUCUUUCGCCAAUUGAAAAUCUUGCACCUGUCAAGCUUCACACUCAACAAUCCACCUAGUCCAUUGCCUAAUUUCCUUCACUACCAAUCUGAUUUGAGGGUAGUUGACCUCUCCCACAAUAACUUUAAUGGUUCCCAAUUUCCCACUCAGAUGCUAGAGAAUAAUGCAAGACUAGAGGUACUGAAUAUAAUGAAUAAUUCCUUCAUGGGCGUUCCUGUUCUACCAUCUCAUCCCUGUCCAAAUUUGAUUAUUUUAGUUAUUUCUCAUAAUCGAUUUCAUGGUCAAAUCCCAGAAAAUAUUGGAGUUAUCUUUCCUAACUUACAAAUUUUGAGCAUGUCAACAAAUGCUUUUAGAGGAAAAAUUCCUUCUUCAAUUGGAAACAUGAGAUGGUUAGAAGUACUGGAUCUUUCUAACAAUUCUCUAUCAGGACAAAUUCCUGAGCACAUCGUCACGGGAUGCUCAAGGUUGCAUUUCCUCAAGUUGUCGAACAACAAUUUGCAUGGCCAAAUGCUUCCAACAGUUUUUAACUUAACUCGUCUGAUGUACUUACACCUAGAUGGAAAUCAUUUUACAGGAAACGUUCCAUUCAGUUUAUCUAAGAGCUUGAGUCUGAAAGUAUUGGAUGCAAGUGAUAACAACAUCGCUGGUAGGCUUCCUGGAUGGUUGGGGAAUUUAUCAGACUUACAAGUACUUAUCAUGGCCAAUAAUCAUUUUAAAGGACCAAUUCCAGCCGAGUUCUGUGCACUUGGGAAACUUACAUUUGUGGAUCUUUCCAUGAACAAUCUUAAUGGCUUAAUACCAUCUUGCUUCCCAAAGAGUUUGGAAUAUGUACAUCUACAGAAGAAUGAGCUUGAAGGACCAAUCAGAGAAGCCUUUUCUAAUAGCACCGGUUUGGUGACAUUGGACAUAAGUGAUAACAUGUUAAAUGGUAGUCUACCAAGAUGGAUUGGUAAUCUUUCAUCAUUGGGAGUUCUUCUAUUGAAAGGAAAUCGAUUGGAAGGUAACAUUCCCAUCCAGUUAUGCCAUCUAGACAAGAUAAACAUAAUGGAUCUUUCUCACAAUAAUCUUUCUGGUCCUAUACCUUCUUGCUUGAAAAACUUGACAUUUCAAAGGCUAGACGGAACAACUCAUAGAUUUAAUAUGGAUGAACUAGAUGAUCCAUUUUACGUUUCUGGGCCUGGUAUAACUAUGUCUUAUUCAUUUUAUUCAUCAUAUGUCUACAAGAGUUCACUUCGGGAAUUUACAUUUUCCCAGAAUUCUGGUUUUUUUAAAACAAUCAUGGAACAAGUGGAGUUUACUACAAAAAGCAGGUAUGACAUUUACAAGGGAAUUGUUCUCGAACUCAUAUUUGGACUUGAUCUCUCAUGUAAUCAAUUAGUAGGUAACAUUCCACCUGAAAUUGGAGAAUUACAUGGGAUCCAUGCAUUGAACCUAUCCCACAAUCAUUUAAGUGGAAGCAUUCCAACAACCAUUUCAAAUUUGAAGCAAUUGGAGAGCUUGGACCUUUCUUUCAAUAAUUUGGUUGGGACAAUUCCUCCACAGAUUACAGAGUUACACUCUUUGUCAGUUUUUACGGUGGCCUACAACAACUUAUCAGGAAAGACUCCUGAGCAGAAGGAACAGUUUGCAACAUUUGGGAAAAGUAGCUAUGAGGGCAACCCUCUUCUUUGUGGAGAGCCAUUAGAGAAAAGUUGCCCAGGUGAGACUAGAGAACCAUCUUCAGCACGACCAACUUCUAAUGACCAGGAAAGAGGCUUUGACAUGGACACCUUCAUUAUGAGCUUUGUAGCUUCUUAUAUAACGGUGCUUUUGGGAAUGGCUGCAGUCUUCUAUAUAAACCCCUAUUGGCGACGUCAAUGGUUUCAUCUCAUUCAUGUUUGUAUCACCUCCUGCUACUACUUUGUUGUGGAUAAUCUCCAUAAGUUUUCAGUGUUUUAAAUAUUUGGACAUGAAUCUUCUAUUUGU